AUGUGGCGAAAUUUUCAUAUCAUCAAUCGGAAUUUUGUGCGAGGAAAGAAAAAUAAACCUAAUCUUGACGAAUAUGAGGAUGUGGGCCUUUCGACUGAAGAUCUGACACGACAAUUAAAAUUUGGGGUUCUUAACAAUCGAAAUCACGAAGCUACUUCUUUCUCUGGGGAAGUCAAAGCAAAAUGGGUCAAAGAGAAACGCGACACAAUUUACGAAAACAGAAAAUCCGGCUACACCGUGAGCGUCGAGAGGCUUCUUUGGGUAGAUGGUUAUGAAGGUUGUCCUCUAGAAGGCGAGAGCACAAUAUCUGAUCGGGAAAUGACUCUAGUGAUUCUCAAAAUUGUGAUUGCCUCUCAUAACCCAAAUGUCAAAUUCGGUUCUAUGAAGGCUUCCUUGAUGUUUGAAGAUGCGGAUUACAAGCGGCACCACGGCUUUAAUGAACCACAAGUCGAAGCCUGGGCACCAUUUCACUCGGCGGAGAGAUGGAUUGUCCGAAUGCCCUACGAAAAGGGAAUAGAAGCGAGUAUCGGAUUUGGUCUCACUGUUGGCGGUGCUUCUGUUGGUUGGGAAAAAACUAAAAGCAAGGCUUGGGAUCAGACGUUCUUCACUGAAGGGCGCUCAAACCCAGAGAUUAGCCCUGUGACUGGCUGCCGCAAUGGAGUUACGUGGGUUCUUGAGCAGAAAGGCUUGGAAAAUAGCGGCAUAUUGCAGGAAAUCUGUGUGGCGGUGCUUAUCUCAAGAGCUUCAUCAGAGCCUUACCACGUUCGGCUUCAAAUUGAUACACGACUUGGCGCCCUCGAAGAUCUCAAGAACAAAACAAGACAACUUUUUGGGCUUAAUCCAAACAUGGCCAAGCCAUUUUUGGUUUCACCAGGGAAGAAUGUCGUGUGUAACUUUGAGGGCAACGACAUCAUUAAGAGUAUUGACCUGAAGAACCUGGGGAGACUGAGGGACCAAGGGGACAGCUCUAGACUGAACUUGGAACUGGACAAUUACUACAAGAUUGAAACUUCAACACCAUUGUAG
This is a messenger RNA of Trichoderma harzianum CBS 226.95, 1026 nucleotides long. RefSeq lists its product as hypothetical. The record is from RefSeq and is a predicted model, not a curated record. The transcript has a single exon. Lineage: Eukaryota; Fungi; Ascomycota; Sordariomycetes; Hypocreales; Hypocreaceae. The coding region runs from base 1 to 1026 and encodes 341 amino acids.